This is a messenger RNA of Melospiza melodia melodia, 1937 nucleotides long. It is a transcript of the gene ARID3A, whose product is annotated as AT-rich interaction domain 3A. The transcript is spliced from 7 exons. Gene Ontology annotation, molecular function: DNA binding. Gene Ontology annotation, biological process: regulation of transcription by RNA polymerase II. NCBI's taxonomy places the organism in Eukaryota, Metazoa, Chordata, Aves, Passeriformes, Passerellidae. The record is from RefSeq and is a predicted model, not a curated record. Gene Ontology annotation, cellular component: nucleus. The coding region runs from base 16 to 1896 and encodes 626 amino acids.
CCCGCCGGCAGAGCCAUGAAGCUGCAGGCGGUGAUGGAGAACCUGCAGCGGCAGCAGCGCGCGCGGCUGCAGCAGGCGCUGCAGGAGCAGCAGCAGCAGCAGCCACCAGCACGCUGCACGUCCCCUCCAGCGCAGCCCUCGCAGCCCCCGGGGCAGCCCCGGGGCCGCGGGCAGGAGGCGGCAGCGCCCUCGGAGGAGGGAGCGGAGCCCGAGAGCGCGCACAUGCAGCGGGCACAGAUGGCCGCCCUGGCUGCCAUGCGGGCGGCCGCCGCCGGCCUCAGCCACUCGCCCAGCCCGGGGCUGUCGGAUGAGAGCCAGGCCUCCGAGGAGGAGGAAGAGGAGGAGCGCGGAGAGGAGGAGGAAGAUGGCGGCGGGUACCAGCAGGAGAUGGGCUCUGAAGAGGAGGAGGAUCUAAAGGGCAAAUGGGAUGAAGAUGACUUUGAAGAGGACCUGGGUGAGGAGGAAGAGGAAGAAGAAGAGGAGGAGGAAGAGGAAGACUACGAGGAAGAAGAAGACAUGGGAGAGGAAGGGCUCAGCUCGGCAGAGGCGGUGCGGGCGGGCGCGGGGUCCCUGCUGCUCCGCAAGCCCCCAGCGCCCCAGCACUACCGGGGGGAGCCCCCACGGCUGCCAGGCGGGCAGGAGCGGCUGCCCCCCGGCCUGGGCCACGCUCAGCCCCCGCCACCAGCCCCUGACCACGGCGACUGGACCUACGAGGAGCAGUUCAAGCAGCUGUACGAGCUGGAUGGUGACCCCAGGAGGAAGGAGUUCCUGGAUGACCUGUUCAGCUUCAUGCAGAAGCGUGGGACCCCCGUGAACAGGAUCCCCAUCAUGGCCAAGCAGGUGCUGGACCUGUACAUGCUGUACACGCUGGUGACCGAGAAGGGGGGGCUGGUGGAGGUCAUCAACAAGAAGCUGUGGAGGGAGAUCACCAAGGGGCUGAGCCUGCCCACCUCCAUCACCAGCGCGGCCUUCACCCUGCGCACCCAGUACAUGAAGUACCUGUACCCCUACGAGUGUGAGAAGCGUGGGCUGAGCAACCCCAACGAGCUGCAGGCGGCCAUCGACAGCAACCGGCGGGAGGGCCGGCGGCAGGGCUUCGGGGGCUCCCUCUUUGCCUACUCGCCCGGUGGCACCCACGGCCUCCUCUCCUCGCCCAAGCUGCCAGUGCCAGCGCUGGGGCUGGCAUCUGCCACCAACGGCGGCGCCAUCACGCCCGGCCAGAAGAUCAAGAAAGAGGAGGACUCUCCCAUCCCCAUCUCCAUGCCCAGCCGGCUCCCGGUGUCCCUGGCCGGGCACCCGGUGGUGGCGGCGCAGGCGGCCGCGGUGCAGGUGGCGGCGGCCGCCCAGGCCGCGGCGCUGGAGCAGCUGCGGGAGAAGCUGGAGUCGGGGGAGCCGCCGGAGAAGAAGCUGGCGCUGGUGACGGACGAGCAGCAGCGGCUGAUGCAGCGGGCGCUGCAGCAGAACCUCCUGGCCAUGACGGCCCAGCUGCCCAUGAGCAUCCGCAUCAACAGCCAGGGCACCCGCUCGCCAGGUCAGUGCCGGCCCCGGCCCCGCGGCCCCGCGCGGCUCCCGGCCCCGGCGGGCUCGGUAACGCGGCUCUCCCCGGCAGAGAACCGCCCGGACGCCGCCGCCGCCAGCAGCAACGGCACCAACAGCAUCAGCAUGUCCGUGGAGAUCAACGGCAUCGUGUACGCAGGUGUGCUGUUCGCCCAGACGCCCGGCCCUUCCUCCUCCUCUUCCUCCUCCUCCUCCUCUGCCUACAGCAAAGGCAACGGCGGCAGCAGCCGGAGCAGCGGCGGCAGCGGGGUGGGGAGCGGCGGCGGGAGCGUGCCCCCCGCCCCGGCCGGCCUGGCCGUGCCCCCCAGCUCUACCUCCAACAGCGCUUCUUCGCCUUAACGCCCCCAGCCUCGGGCACCGGCGCCCGCGGGGGGACGGGG